Messenger RNA from Biomphalaria glabrata, 2884 nucleotides. Its product is annotated as leukotriene A-4 hydrolase-like. The coding region runs from base 205 to 2052 and encodes 615 amino acids. The record is from RefSeq and is a predicted model, not a curated record. The transcript has 16 exons. NCBI's taxonomy places the organism in Eukaryota, Metazoa, Mollusca, Gastropoda, Planorbidae. Gene Ontology annotation, molecular function: epoxide hydrolase activity; metallopeptidase activity; aminopeptidase activity. Gene Ontology annotation, biological process: peptide catabolic process; proteolysis. Gene Ontology annotation, cellular component: cytosol.
GGUUUAUAAGGGGAGAUCACUCUUAAGUAAUCACUGUGUAAACAGUCCAAAACACGAGAACUUCGAUAUUAGGGUGAUUUUAUGUAGAGGAGACUAGGAGUAGGAAAUAGAACAGUCUGGUGCUACUCUUUGUAAUUUUUAUCUAGAUCUAGCAGCUGAGACAGCAAAUUGAUCUAAAGUAUUCUAAAGAUAAGAUCUAGUAGAAUGACAGACAUUGAUCCUAAUUCCUAUUCCGAACCUCGAAAAGCUGUAGUUACCAAACUUGACUGGGAUGUGAGCAUCAAUUUUGACAGUACAACCGUCAGUGGGUAUGCCGAGUUGACUGUGGACAGCAAAGUGGAUGUUUUGGAUACCUUGGUCCUUGAUUCAAGAGAUUUAGUUAUUGAAGAAAUUCAAGUGAAAGAAACUGGAGCCACUUGUAAUUAUGAAAUAACAAACCCAUUAAAGUUUGAAUUUGGUUCUAAGCUGAUCAUAAAUCUAAGUCAAAUAUCAUUGAAGAGCUUCACUCUGCGUAUUAAGUACAGAACUGCACCUAAUGCUUCAGCUUUAACAUGGCUUCGUAAAGAGCAGACAGCAGGCAAAAGACACCCAUACCUGUACAGCCAAUGUCAGGCCAUUCAUGCUAGGAGUUUGUUCCCUUGCCAAGACACACCCUCAGUCAAGUUUACCUACACGGCUAAGAUUCAUGCUCCAAAGGAACUUACAGUCCUCAUGAGUGCUAAAAGACUUGGGACAGAGCCACAGUCCAGCAGUGAGAUGGUCACCACAAAGUUUGAACAGAACAUUCCAAUCCCCAGUUAUCUUGUGGCCAUAGUGGCUGGCGAUAUAGAAUGCAGAGAUCUUGGACCAAGAUCUAAAGUCUGGUCAGAGAAAGAACUUGUUGACCGGGCAGCUUUUGAGUUCUCUCAGACUGAAGACAUGCUGAGAACAGCAGAACAACUUAUGGGUGACUAUGUGUGGGGUCCAUAUGACCUAAUGGUGUUGCCUCCAAGUUUCCCCUAUGGUGGGAUGGAGAAUCCCUGUCUUACCUUUGUGACUCCAACUCUACUGGCUGGAGAUAAAUCAUUGGCAGACGUCAUUGCACAUGAGAUCUCUCACAGCUGGACAGGAAACUUGGUCACCAACAGUAGCUUUGAGCAUUUUUGGCUUAACGAAGGUCACACCAUGUUUCUAGAGAGGAAAAUUCUGGGACGACUGCAUGAUCCUCUUCUAUCUCAGCUCCAUGCACAUCAAGGUUGGAAAAGUUUUAACAAAAAUCUAAAAGAUACUAAAGUUCCCUUUACCAAACUAGUCCCUAAUCUCAGAGGUGUCGACCCAGAUGAUGCUUUCUCUCUUGUGCCUUACGAAAAGGGCUUUGCUUUACUCUACAGCUUGGAGUUGCUGUUGGGUGGUCCAGAUGUAUUUGAACCAUUUCUGAGAAAAUAUGUUGAACAUUUCAAGUACAAGUCAAUAACAACAGCAGACUGGAAAGAAUAUUUGUUUCAGUAUUUUUCUUCUGAAGAAAAUCAAAAGAAACUUUCAAGUUUUGACUGGGAAACUUGGCUACAUGGCGAGGGGCUGCCUCCAUACCAACCAAACUAUGAUCUGUCUUUGGCUAAACCAAGUGAUGUGUUGGCACAGAAAUGGCUCCAACAACCGGAAGAUAGCCUCGAUGUUUUCACCGAGGCAGACAUUAGUAGUCUUUCAAGUAUCCUUAUACUAGAAUUUGUGUCCAAGCUUCAUCUAGCAGAACCACCUGUAUCACUGGCUAAAGUUAAACAGCUGGAGCUUGUCUACAAGUUUAAUGGUGUGAAAAACUCUGAACUAAGAUUUGAGUGGCUGAUGCUGUGUAUCAAGGUAAAGUGGGAAGACUGUGUCCCUCACGCUCUGGACUUUGUUAAUGAACAAGGCAGAAUGAAGUUUGUGAGACCAAUUUACAAGAAACUGGGUGUAUGGGAGUAUAGCAGACCAAAAGCUAUUGCAAACUACAAGCUUCAUAGAGAAGAGAUGCACAACACUACUGCCAUGCUGGUGGCUAAAGAUCUCAAUCUAGAUGAAAAUGAAAAAGAGUGACCAGUAUAUUGCAACAUUCCAUCAAGCAGCAGAAAAAGAAAUUGAGAACAUAAUUUCAAGUAUAGUUUAGUGAAGAAUAAAACAAAGUUUUUUUAACGUUUUCCCUGGAAAUACAUUUCAGGAAAAAUUUUUUUUUUUUCAUAGUAUAUUUUUUUCAAGAGUUUGUAUUUUUUAAAUAUGCAGCCAAACAAUGUAUUUAAAUACAAGUGAAUAAUAUACAAUCUAAACUAAUUGUGUAUACUCUUUUCAUUUAAGCCAAACAAUGCUUGUUAAGUUUAUCAAACAAUUAAACAGCACAUAUAAUAUGUCAAGAAAAUUCAUAUAAUGAGGUUUUGUAUAAAGAUAGUUGUCAAAUCGGCCAAUCAAAUUUGAAGUCUAAAAGGUUAUGUUGUACACCAUGGGACAGUUAUUUGGUUUUGAACCGAGUUCUUAUACUUCAUAUUGAGAUUUAUUUUUUUUAUUGGAUAUUUUCCAAAGAUGUGUGAUUGCCACUUUAACUUAACCAGAACAUGGUAAAAUUGUGAAAAAAUAGCAUGCUUAGAUUUGAAAAUUGGCCAUUUUGUCGUAACAAAGUUAAAAUUUCCAUAAAUAAAACUCUGGUGCAAGAUUUAUUUGCAAGAUUUAUUCGUAUUUUGAGUAAAUUGAACAUUGUUUAUUUGUUACUGCUAUAAACAAUUAACUGGAUGAUUUUUUUAUUUAAAGUAUUCCAUUUAUCUUGUUAUUGUUACUAUAUUACUUAAGUUAUAUUUUACUUCUUCUAGGUUUAUUGUAUUCCAAAAUUCUAUUAAUGUUAUGUAUCAUGUGAUAUAUAAACUCUAUAGAUAUUUUUUCA